Messenger RNA from Aegilops tauschii subsp. strangulata, 2248 nucleotides. RefSeq names its product BTB/POZ domain-containing protein At5g03250-like. Gene Ontology annotation, molecular function: protein binding. The record is from RefSeq and is a predicted model, not a curated record. NCBI's taxonomy places the organism in Eukaryota, Viridiplantae, Streptophyta, Magnoliopsida, Poales, Poaceae.
GUUUUUCCUUUUCCUUUCCCUUUCUCCAAUCUCGUCGCGGCGUCUCCCGGCCGGCCGGGUCCUUCCUCCCUUCCCACGCGCGAUCGAUGAUACAGUGAUCCGCUGACUGGCUGAUUGAUGGCGGCGGCUACGACGAGGGUUCUCGGAUCCAAAUCGCCCGACCGCUUCCAGCUCCGGGACCCUAAUUCCUGGGUUUGCUUGAACGAGCUUGCGAGCGAUGUGGUCGUCGAGGUCGGGGACAUUUCCUUCCAUCUACACAAGUUCCCCUUAAUCAACCGGAGCAGCACGCUGCAGAAGCUCAUCGCCGAGUCCACCACCUCUUCCGACGACCAAGACGGAGGCAAGCCUUGCACCGUGCAGCUCGACGACCUACCGGGCGGCGCGGCGGCCUUCCGGCUCGUGGCCAAGUUCUGCUACGAUGUCCAAUUCGAGCUCAACGCGGCCAACGUCGUCCCGGUGCGCUGCGCGGCCGAGCGCCUGGGCAUGGCCGGCGAGGGCAACCUCGCCGCCCACGCCGAGGCCUUCUUCGUCCGCGACGUGCUCGGCAGCUGGGACGCGGCCGUGCGCGCGCUGCAGGCGUGCGACGACGGCGACGAUGGCGUGCGGCAGCUCGCCGAGGACCUCCUCCUCGCGCCCCGCUGCAUCGAGUCGCUGGCGGCCAAGGCGUGCGCCGACCCGACGCUCUUCGGCUGGCCCAUGGUCGAGAACUACACGGCGAGGUGCGUCGACGCGGCCGCGGCGCCCGUCAUGUGGAACGGGAUCAGCACCUACGGGAAGCCGCGGUCGCCGGGCGCCGGGUGGUGGUACAGGCAGGCGUCGUCGCUCCGGCUGCCCCUGUACAAGCGGCUCAUCUCCGAGAUGCGGUCCAGGGGCAUGAGCCCCGAGGGCAUCGCCGGCUCGCUCGCGCACUACGCCAGGCGGCACCUCUCCGGCCUCAACCGGCGCGACGUGGGCGGCGGCGGCGCCUCAGACACCACGUCGUCUGACGGCGUGGUCGGCGAGCAGCGGGUGCUGCUGGAGGAGAUCGUGGCGCUGCUCCCCGCCGAGAAGGGCGUCACGACGACGAGGUUCCUGCUCGGCAUGCUCCGCACGGCGACGGUCCUGCACGCCGGCGCGGCGUGCCGUGACGCGCUGGAGAGGCGGGCCGGCGAGCAGCUGGAGGAGGCGGCGCUGGAGGACCUCCUGAUCCCCAACACCAGCUACUCCACGGACACGCUCUACGACGUGGACUGCAUGCAGCGCAUGCUGGAGCAGUUCCUGCUGUCCAACACGACGGCGUACGCCGACCACUUGCCGGAGAUCACGGCGGACGAGGCCCCGCCCGGCGAGCUCAUGCCGGCCAGCACCGUUGCCAAGCUCGUCGACGGGUACCUCGCCGAGGUCGGCACGGACGCCAACCUCAAGUGCUCCCAGUUCCAGCAAAUCCUGGCGCUCGUCCCUGACUACGCCCGGUCCCUCGACGACGGCCUCUACCGCGCCAUCGACAUCUUCAUCAAGGCGCACCCGUGGCUGACGGAGUCGGAGCGGGAGCAGCUGUGCCGGCUGAUGAACUGCCAGAAGCUGUCGCUGGAGGCGUGCACGCACGCGGCGCAGAACGAGCGGCUGCCGCUGCGGGUGGUGGUGCAGGUGCUCUUCUUUGAGCAGCUGCGGCUGCGCACCACGGUGGCCAGCUGGUUCUUCGUCGGCGACAACAACGCCGCCGCCGCCGACCAGGGCUCCCCAAGGAGCUCCCGCCCGAGGAAGAGCCGGACCGGCGAGGUGGACUUCGGCACGGGGUCGGAGAACAACGACCACGAAGAGGUCGAGGUGUACACGCCCGGGAGCAGCAGCGAGCCGGCAUCGGCGAUGAGCGUGCCGGGGAUCCAGCAGAGGGUGGUGGACCUGGAGGGGGAGUGCUCCAGCAUGCGGCAGGAGAUGCACCGGCUAGGGAAGCCCAAGGGAGCGCUGAGUAGGCUGUUCCGGAAGCUCGGGCUCAGCGGCGGUGGCAGGCCAUCGUCGUCGCGGCAGCAGGGGCAGCUGCCGAGCUCCGGCGAGGAGAAGCGCAGCAGGUUCUUGGAUUUGGGGUGUUAGUUUUGGAAGAUGUAGCUCGGUCGCAUGUGGUUUUCAGACUGUAGAAUAGGUUAGCACACUGGUUCCAUUUUUUCCCCGCUGAAAUAAGAAUUUUAGAGCGUAUAUACAUUUUUUGAACAGCUGAUUAUUUCUUCAGGUAUUGAUUUAGGUGAAAGCAGAUAUACAAGUUUUCCUAGCA